GGAGACUGUUGGGGGAUAUUCUAAUAUUGGUGCUACAGCUGUGGAUUUCAAGAAUUUCAAGCGUGAUCUUAUGGCUUAUAUAGCUGGUGUUGAUGCCCAAAUUGUCAUUGACAAAUUAUUCAGGAAGCAAGAGGUGUCUUCUGCUUUCUUUUUUGACUAUGAUGUGAAUGAUAGUGACCAAUUAACAAGGUUGUUUUGGGCUGAUCCUAUUUGCCGCAAGAAUUAUGCAUUGUUUGGUGAUGUUGUUUCAUUUUAUGCUACCUAUGGAACGAAUAGGUACAAUAUGGUGUUUGGACCUUUUACGGGCGUUGAUAAUCACAGAAAGUGUGUCACUUUUGGAGCUGGAUUAUUAUUGAAGGAGGAUGUGGAGUCAUACGUUUGGCUUUUUACUUGUUUUAUAAAUGCUAUGGGACGUCAACCAACAUGCAUUAUUACUGAUCAAGAUCCAGCGAUGCGUAUUGCCAUUGAGAAGGUAUUUACAUCAUCCAAACACCGCUAUUGUAUGUGGCAUAUUAUGUCCAAAGUCACUCAAAAGGUUGGCCCAGUUUUAAGCAAAAAUGAAACAUUUAUGUCUUCAUUGAAUUCAAUAGUUUGGAGUCAUUACCUUGAACCAUCUCAAUUUGAAGAAAAGUGGAUCUCUCUCAUGAACGAAUACGAAUUGACAAAACAUGAUUGGUUUGUCCAUAUGUUUGAGUUGCGCUAUUGGUGGAUACCUUCUUAUUUUAGAGAUCUAUUUAUGGCUGGAUUACUUCGUACAACAUCACGGUCUGAAAGUGAGAAUUCCUUUUUCCGUGAAUUUACUAACCCACAUUUCAGUUUAAUAGAAUUUUUAAUGCAAUUUGAGAGUGCAAUGGAUGCACAAAGGCAUGCACAAGAUAAAUUGAAUUCAGAGUCAGAGUCCUACCUUCCAGUUUUGAAGACUCCUUUAUCUAUGGAGAAGGCUGCGUCUGAUGUAUUCACACUCGCUGUCUUUUAUGAUAUUCAGUCGGAAUUGUGUUCAGCGUGCUUUUCAUGUCGUGUUUUGCAUGUGCAUGGUGUUGAUGGUGAUUUUGAGUAUGAAAUUUCCGAUGAUCGUAAUUUGGUGUUUAGAGUUGACUUGAGCAUGUCAAAUAUGAAGGCAGUGUGCAGUUGUAAGUAUUAUGAGCGGAUUGGCAUGGUUUGUAGACACAUAUUUUUUGUUCUAAAGGACUUGAAAUUGGAACGCAUUCCGAACCAUUUGGUUAAUAGCAGAUGGUGCAAGAAGGGUCUAGUGAAGCCACUCACUGAAAUUUCGGAUUCCG
Molecule: messenger RNA, 1280 nt
Organism: Cuscuta europaea
Lineage: Eukaryota; Viridiplantae; Streptophyta; Magnoliopsida; Solanales; Convolvulaceae
Source: the annotation of a GenBank genome assembly